This is a messenger RNA of Thalassophryne amazonica, 1213 nucleotides long. RefSeq names its product protein FAM3C-like. Bases 124 to 834 code for a protein of 236 amino acids. The record is from RefSeq and is a predicted model, not a curated record. The transcript has 9 exons. NCBI's taxonomy places the organism in Eukaryota, Metazoa, Chordata, Actinopteri, Batrachoidiformes, Batrachoididae.
CAUCCUGCAGCUGUCCUGUAUUUGAAGAAUGGCCAGGAGACGCAUUCAGAGAUCAAAGAGCGAGAACAUUUCACAGUUGUCCACACUGAGAUUUAAGUGCACAAAGUCCUCUGAGCUGCAGAAAUGAGGUGUCGAGGUGUUUUGAUUUUUUCUGCUCUCACUGCUGUGGCACUUUUAACAUGGCAAAUUAAAAACAGUUUCCUUGACAUACAUGAGGGGGUGAGAGUCAUGUUUGUGAGUUCACGAGGUACACAAAUCCAAACCCGUACAUCGGCACCCUCAGGGAGCUGUGACCUCUCCAUAAGCUGUCCAGCUGAUCAUUACUCUGUACAAAUCAGGAGCGGCAUGGCAAAUGUUUUGGGUCCUCGUAUCUGUUUUGAUGGUAAAAUCAUCAUGAGUCACGCGAUGAAUAACAUUGGACCAGGACUGAACAUUGUAGUGGUAAAUGGUGAAAAUGGUGCCGUGGAAAAGUUGGGGUAUCUUGACAUGAUAAAUGGAGUGGAAGCAGACAUUCUGGAGUACUUGCAGGCGAUUCAACCUGGAAAGAUUGUUUUGGUGGCUUCAUUUGACGAUGUGACACCAAAAAUGACAGAUGAAAUGAGGCGUGUCCUGGCUGGAAUGGGAAGCUCUUUGAUCAACUCCGUUCAACAGCGAGACAGCUGGGUGUUUGCUGGACAAGCAGGCGUAGACAAGAUGAGUCCUUUUGAAAUGCAAGUUGCUAACAAUGCCAAAGCCAAUGCUUUUGAGGGAUGGCCAGAGGCCGUGGAAGUCACAGGCUGCUUUCCCAAGAAUGUUCAACCAGCUGAUGGACAAAUGGUAACUGUGGAAAACUGACCUGGAGAAAAAGACAUUUCUUUUUAAAUUACAUUAAAAAAAAACAAAAAACUUGCCACUAAUUAUAUAUGGAAUAUGGGUUUUAAAUAGGGAAAAAAGUGUAAAAUGAGGUGAGACAAUCCAUGAAAUGUUUUAAACUGUUGACAGUUGUGCUAUAGCGCUAAUAUAUCAUCUGACACACUGUGGAUUUUGCAUAAUACCCUAAUCUGCUCCCAAUAUGCCAGUGCCUGGUCUCACCGGACUAAAUUAGCAGCAUUCACUGAGAGUUCUGGAAGGUGGGAAUUCAUUAUCUAACUUUCAUUCAAGAACAGCUCCCAAGCUAUUGUAGUUUGCGCUUUGUUGUGUUUCCUGUCAUUUAUUUAAAUAUUUUCAAACACUG